GGACGCAGCGGGAGAGCUGCGCGGGCGGCCGGUCGCACGUUGUAUAACGCCAGCGGGCAUUUAUCGCCGUGUAAGGGUGAUAAUCAGUGUACACUUGGUAGUGCCGAGCAUUUUGCCGAGUGCUUGAUUGUAGUCACGGUGUGCGCGAUCACAUGCUCCGGACCUGUAGUGCAGUAUUUCUAGUGCUUGAGUGUUCAUUACACAAGAUAUAUCUCUCCAUAUAUAAGUGAGCACAAACCGCGAACGAAGUUCUUUUUUGAGACUGCAUCGAAUUCUUUAUGCUGUGCAUAAAAGAUAAGUCUGGGACAUGGAAAGACCAGAGUCGUUUAUUGUUCCCGCCCGCCGGUCCCAGUGGCUGGUAAGCGCUUUGGCUUACGCAUUCGGUCUUGACCAAGGCAUCGAAAAUGAAGUCGUCGUUCUUGCCACUGGCAUUGACCAGUACAUCCAGGAAAUUUUCCAUCACCUGGACCUACUGGGCAAGGACCGGGUGUCCAUCUCAGACUUCCAACUUCUGUGCGAGGUGAUUGGUUGUCCAGACUGCGGCAGGAGUCCAGCGGCCGAGGAGCCGGGGGGAAUCGCAGAACUGACAUUCAAAGAGUUUCAUUCCAGACUGGUGCAGUGCUUUAUAGAAGAAGAGACCGAGGAUUACUUUUCCAGGAGAUGGGACAGUCAGGGGAAGUUUGUGGAAGCAGAAGUCCGUGUCUUGCCCCGGAGUGGACUAAGCAUACGCACCAUGUGCACGGAGUGCUUCCAAAAGCGACCGGUGACAGAGAUCUACCAUUCUGUCAUGUUCAAGCAGGGCAAGCCUUGCACUCCCGGUGACGACACGUCAGAGGCAGUUACUCCAACCCUGAAUGGUACACCCUUGGAGGGCCUGAACAGUUCGGGGACUUCUGAUUCUGCCGAAUGCCGGUGUACAAGACAAGAAAUCAGUACAAGAAAUCAGCGAGAAGUGAUGAAGCUGCAGCAGGAAAACGACGGCCUCAGAGAGAUCAUUGAAGACAUGCGGCAGGCCCUGCAGAGCAGCGAUGCACGCCACCUGGCCCUGUUGGUGUCCCUCCGCAAGAUGCAGAUGGCGAUGAAGGACGACCACCAGGUUUUCCCACCGCUGCCACCAAAGCUCCCUGGACAUUCCUUCAUACGGCCGCAGAAUGCAGUCACCUUGUCGCGAGAGCUGAGCCGUCUCCGGGACGAUCGAGACAGGCAACUGGAGGAGGCAAUCCGGUACACGCAGUCCUUGGAAGCAGAUCUUUGGCAAUCGAGAAGGGACCAGGUCCACCUGGGUCAAGCCAGGUCGUUGCUGUUGGGUCAGCGGCAGUCGCUGGCUCAGCGUCUGUGCUCUACCAGGGAAACACUUAGCCGGGGUCUGGAGAGGGUCCGUGAGCUAGAGAAGCAAAUAGAGGGGAUGGAGGACGUGCAGACCAAAGCAAAACAGCUGGCUGAAUGGAAGCAACGCCACAGCGAAGAACCGAUGCCUAAAGAAAAACCCUCCACCAAGUGCUCGGGAGACUCUGGCGGUGCUUCGGAGGCCUCCGGGAUCUCGACCUCGGAAGAGUCCGGUGGCUCUUCGGAAGAGUCUGGUGGAUCAUCCGAGGACUCUGGUGGCGAUCCCCUAGCCGGUAUGGACUCGGGCUGCGCGUCUGACAGCGACAGGGGUUCACCCACCUCGGCAGGUAGCGAAGCCGAUAGCAGCUCGCUGGGAAGUGGCAGCAUAUCUGACGAAGAAUCGGCCUGGCAGGAAGAGGCCAAUAACAACAAUAACAACAACACUAACAACAACAACACCGAUGGCAAUUGCGCAAACUCAACACUGACUGGAGGACUGAACGACGCUGAUUGGCUGAUCAAAUUGACUCAGGUGCAGAAGCACCUGCUGGAGACUGAGGUCGAGAAGGGCCAAGCGGAGGGCAAGUUCAAGCAGAUCCGAGCCGAUUUAUUGCACGAGUUGAACACCAAACUGCAAGAGAACGAACAGUACAAGACGGAGAUCCAGUCUCUGGAGACGGAGCGAGUGCGCUUGUCGGUCAUCGAGUCCACGGUAGGAGAGGUCAUCACGCUACUGCGCAAACUCCGUAGCCUGAAUCUGUCCCGUCGGUCAGCCGGCAAGAUCCUCAUGGACACGUUGGAAGUGUGCCUCCAAGACAACUGUAGAUCAGACUCAGAGAACGAGGUGAGAAACUUUCUGAACUUUCUACAUAAGCAGUUAAUGCAUCACGAUCUUCUUCGAUUCAGCGGGCCACGGUCGGGGCUCAGAGGCACCCAGUCGACCCCGAACAGCCCCCUCAUGCAGCGGCGGUCAUCGGCGUCGGCCGCUGUGUCCUCCCCGGCGGGCCGGAGCUCGAGGCUUAGCACGGACUUCUACCAGUUGGACAGCACGGCCAAGAAGGUCUGCAGAGGCGCGCCGUCGACGUCAUCAGCCUCGACGGAGGACGUGGAAGGCAUGAUGAUGUGCAACGGCUACGCUGAGAGCCCAACACUGGACGUGUAAGAGUGGACGCGGAGAAUCCCAAUACGGCC
Molecule: messenger RNA, 2517 nt
Organism: Acanthaster planci (crown-of-thorns starfish)
Lineage: Eukaryota; Metazoa; Echinodermata; Asteroidea; Valvatida; Acanthasteridae
Product: EF-hand and coiled-coil domain-containing protein 1-like
Source: RefSeq, a predicted model, not a curated record